Rana temporaria (common frog) is the source of this 3508-nucleotide messenger RNA. RefSeq names its product interferon regulatory factor 2 binding protein like (gene IRF2BPL). Gene Ontology annotation, molecular function: transcription corepressor activity. Lineage: Eukaryota; Metazoa; Chordata; Amphibia; Anura; Ranidae. The transcript has a single exon. Gene Ontology annotation, cellular component: nucleus. Gene Ontology annotation, biological process: regulation of transcription by RNA polymerase II. Bases 200 to 2284 code for a protein of 694 amino acids. The record is from RefSeq and is a predicted model, not a curated record.
CGCGCGGAAUCCCAGCCCUGCGCGGCCCCGGCAUUGCGCGCUCCAGGCGGGCUGCGGCUUGCAGAGAAGCGGAGGAGAGAGAGAAGCAGAGCACGCCCGGUACGGACCGGAGCACAGCACCGUUCACAGAGCCGUAAGGAGGCGGAACUGCUGCAUGACCCCCUGCCAGUGAGUGAGUGAGCCCCUUCCCCCGCGCAGCAUGUCAGCGGCACAGGUGUCCUCGUCACGCCGCCAGUCGUGUUACCUGUGUGACCUGCCACGAAUGCCAUGGGCCAUGAUCUGGGACUUCACCGAGCCUGUGUGCAGAGGCUGCGUCAACUACGAGGGCGCUGACCGCAUUGAGUUCGUCAUCGACACCGCACGCCAGCUCAAACGAAGCCAUGGCUUCCAGGAUGGGCGCUCUCCGGGGCCACAGGGGCCCGGCUCCGGCGGGGCAGCCAAACAGCACCCAGCCGUGCAAGCAGCCCUGACCGCCAAGGACACGGCCCAGCUCAAUCACCUAGACGGGGCGUCCAAGGCGGCCGCGGCGUCUGGACUAGAGAGGUAUGGACUGACCGACCGCGGUCGCUUUGAAUACACGUUGGCCGCCGCGGCACGUCUUCCCAACGGCCUUAACGGGUUCCCCAAGCCCGGUGAGGACGGCCCCCCUGAACUGAACCGCCAGAGCCCGAAUUCCCGGGGCCGUACGGGCCACGGACUAAUCCCCCAGCUGGGACCUGGACAGAUGAGCGUCCCACCAAACCUGCUCCCUCAGACUUUGCUAAAUGGCCCUCCUACAGCCUCUUCAUCCGGGGCCCAACAUGUGCUUGGAAGGGGCUCUAGCGGCCUCAGCGGGCCACCACCCCCCUCAUCCAGCUCUUCGGGUGACCCUAAGCGCCCGGGCUCAGUCUCCAGCACCGACCAGGAACGAGAGCUCAAGGAGAAGCAGAGGAACAGCGAAGCCCUCUCAGAACUGACGGAGAGCCUGCGUUCCCGGGCCGAGGAAUGGGUAGGGAAACCCAAGGCAGUGCGGGACACCCUGCUCACCUUGUCGGCAUGCACACCCUUUGAUGUCCGCUUCAAGAAAGACCAUGCACUGCUGGGGCGAGUGUUCGCCUUUGACGCCACGUCCAAGCCAGGUCUGAUGGACUAUGAACUCAAACUGUUUGUGGAAUAUCCCAGCGGCUCCCUCAACGUGUUCAGCUCAGCCUCUGGUGUUGCCAAGCAGAUGUACCAGGACUGCAUGAAGGACUUUGGCCGCGGUCUGUCCUCGGGCUUUAAGUAUUUGGAGUAUGAACGCAAACAUGGCUCUGGGGACUGGCGUCUGCUGGGUGACCUUCUUCCAGAGUCAGUACGUUUCUUUAAGGAGAUGGUCGUUGCAGAUAUGUUACCACAGCCCUACCUGGACCCUGGAUGCCCCAUGCUGCCGAGCGCUCUGGUGAACCUGCCCCGAGCCUUGGCAGCGGCUGCCGCCGCCGCAUCCUCCUCGGCUGGGGGGAGCAGUCAGGCCCGCUCUGGGGUGAGGAAACGCAAGGCCUCACCCGAACCAGAUUCUGCUGAGGGACAGAUGUGGAUCACGGGGCAACCGGAUGGUAUCAAACAGUUGAGUUUGGCAGCUGCUGGGGGAACUCCAUCCUCAUCCUCCUCGGCAGGUAACUACGGCCCCGCUCCACCACCACCUCCACCGCCACUUGGCCCUGGUCAUCCACAGCGAACCACCCCACCUGAGAGCGCCCCACCUAAUGGGCCAUCGCCUAUGGCGGCACUGCAGUCAGUGACAGACACUUUAGGCACCGCUCAUUCCCCUAAGGACGGACAGACGGGUGGGGGUCCCCCAGUGCACUCCACCACCUCAUCCGCACGGCGGAAUAGCAGCAGCCCGGUGUCGCCAGCAUCAGUACCUGGCCAGAGACGUCUGAAUUCCCGAAACGGAGGGGGUUCUGCAGAACUCAGCCUCCAGGUGGCACCUGCUGGGGGAGCCCCUCAUCCAGGAAUGGACCAAGUGCACCCCCAGAACAUUCCCGACUCGCCCAUGGCCAACAGCGGCCCUCUGUGCUGCACCAUCUGCCAUGAGCGCCUAGAGGACACACACUUUGUCCAGUGCCCAUCCGUACCCAGCCACAAAUUCUGCUUCCCCUGCUCUAGAGAGAGCAUCAAGGCCCAGGGAGCAACGGGUGAGGUCUACUGCCCCAGUGGAGAGAAGUGCCCCUUGGUUGGAUCUAACGUACCUUGGGCUUUCAUGCAGGGGGAGAUUGCGACCAUUCUUGCCGGGGAUGUUAAGGUUAAAAAGGAGAGAGACCCUUAGUAAGAGUGGAUGUUAUGUGUACAUAAACCUUUUAUCCAGCUCCCUCAUCUAUAACUUGCAGACCAAGGACAGGCUCCGGGGUGUGGUGAUGUGAAUCCUGGACACCAAACAUUAUUUACAUCAAAUGCAGCCCAGAAAUGUCUCCCCAUUCCCCCCCCCAAGACAUGUGAUCCAAGAUUUUUUGGGGGGAGGGGGGGGAGGUUUCUGGUGGUUGAGAUACAGACACUUUGUACUCUUCAUCUUUUUGGGAAUAACAUGGCGGAGUUUAUUAUGAAGCUGAUGUGUAAAAAAAAAAAAAAAAAAAAGGAUCUGCCCUGCCGGUGGAGCGGACCUUGCAGGACAGCAAACGGUGGAAUCCCCUCGGCAAAGCAGGACGCGGAGGCUGUAUAAAGCUUUUUUUUUUUUCUCCGGAUCCUGGCAAAGCAGGACCGUCACAUAAACUUAGUCUUAUGUACAGAUCUUAUUUUUGUGGUGUUUCAAUCAUUUUGAGACACUUGUUAUGUACACUUCAUUUGAAGGGUGACAGAGCUCAUGUUUUGGGUGUUGUGGGAUUAUUAUCGCUCCUUAUAUUCCCCCCCCCCCCUCCCCCUUUUUACUUUUAUCAUUUUUUUUUUUUUUAAACGUUUUGUUGCAAGUGUGUCCACUAGGUAAUGGUUUCUAGCACUUAGCGAUGCUGCUAGUGUGUCAUUUUUGUAAUGUACGCACUUCUCUCAAGGGUGGGGGGGAGGGGUGGACAGUAAAACUAUUAAAUCUGUAAAAAAAAUAAAAUAAAACUGCUAUAUAUGCCCAUAUCCCCCUGUUCCUUUGAGGUGGGUGUGACACAUAAGACAAUGUUGUACCCCCCCCCCCCCCCCACACCCCUCCUUUACUCUGAUACUCGGAGGGUGUAUAAUCCAGUGUAAUUAUCAGUUUGCAGGUUUCUGCAGGUCUACACAAUGCAAUUAUAAUUGGUUUAACCCAUCGAGUGCUGGCAGUACAUUGCUGUCUCUGGGCCAGUAGAGGGUUACAUAUUUCUUUAUAUAAGAAAAUUAUAUAUAUAUAUAUUUUUUGUUUUUUCUUUUUGCACGAAUGCUUUUAAACUGUAGAGCAAAUUGCCGUCUGUACAUUUAGGGUGGGCAGAACCUUUUUUUUCUUUUGUCCAGAACACAUUUCUGUAGUAUAACAGACCACUGUUAUGUGCCUUGGAGCUGAUUACAUUGUAAUAAAUUUGAUUCAUAUAACCAC